GCAGCCUUACGUCUGUGCGUCUAUUACGACGUUUCCUCCCAGCCCCUUUUCUCUGUGCGUGCACGGCUUUUGCCUUGAAUCGCUGACAUCAUGGCAUCCUUAUCCAUGGCUCCUGUUAACAUCUUCAAACAUGGUGCUGAUGAAGAAAAAGCUGAGACAGCUCGACUGUCAUCCUUUAUCGGCGCUAUAGCUAUUGGUGAUCUGGUGAAGAGUACUCUGGGUCCAAAAGGCAUGGAUAAGAUCUUGCUAGGGGGAGGCAAAGAAGGUACCGUGACUGUAACCAACGAUGGAGCGACUAUUUUGAAGGCCAUUGGAGUUGACAACCCUGCUGCAAAAGUAUUAGUUGACAUGUCCAAGGUUCAGGAUGAUGAAGUUGGAGAUGGGACCACUUCUGUCACAGUGCUGGCAGCUGAGCUGUUGCGAGAAGCUGAGCUUUUGAUUGCCAAGAAGAUUCAUCCACAGACGAUCAUCUCUGGUUGGAGGAAGGCCACUCAAGCAGCUAGAGAAGCCCUGAGGGAUGCAGCAGUGGACCAUGGCAACGACAAGGGCCGUUUCCAAGAGGACUUGCUCAACAUUGCACGUACCACACUGUCAUCCAAAUUGCUCACCCAUCACAAAGACCACUUUGCACAACUGGCUGUGAAUGCUGUCGACCGGCUCAAGGGCUCUGGAAAUCUAGAGGCCAUCCACAUUAUCAAGAAGUUGGGUGGCAGCCUCACAGACUCUUAUCUGGAUGAAGGUUUCUUGCUGGAUAAGAAGAUUGGGGUAAACCAACCUAAGAGGCUGGAAAAUGUUAAAAUCCUGAUUGCCAACACUGGGAUGGACACAGACAAAAUUAAGAUCUUUGGCUCCAGGGUUCGUGUUGACUCUACAGCAAAGGUUGCUGAGAUUGAAAUGGCAGAGAAGGAAAAGAUGAAAGAGAAAGUUGACAGGAUCCUGCAGCAUGGAAUCAACUGCUUCAUUAACAGACAGUUGAUCUAUAACUAUCCAGAGCAGCUUUUUGCGCAGGCUGGGGUCAUGGCCAUUGAACAUGCAGAUUUUGCUGGUGUGGAGCGCCUGGCUCUUGUCACUGGUGGAGAGAUCACCUCUACCUUUGAUCACCCUGAAAUGGUGAAAUUGGGUCAUUGCAAACUAAUUGAGGAGGUGAUGAUUGGAGAAGAUAACCUUAUCCAUUUCUCUGGUGUGGCAAUGGGUGAAGCCUGCACUGUUGUCCUGCGAGGAGCUACUCAGCAGAUCCUGGAUGAGGCAGAGCGCUCUCUGCAUGAUGCCCUUUGUGUGUUGGCACAAACUGUAAAAGAGCCCCGCAUUGUGUUUGGAGGAGGUUGCAGUGAAAUGCUGAUGGCUAAGGUUGUGACUGAUUUAGCCAACAAGACGGCAGGAAAGGAAGCUGUUGCCAUUGAAUCCUUUGCAAAAGCUCUUACAAUGCUACCAACAAUCAUAGCAGACAAUGCAGGUUAUGACAGUGCUGACCUAAUUGCUCAGCUGAGAGCAGCACACCAGGAAAACAAGAACACUUUUGGACUGAAUAUGACUGCGGGAACAGUGGGAGACAUGGCAGAGUUGGGCAUCACAGAGUCGUUCCAGGUCAAACGGCAGGUGCUGCUGAGUGCCGCUGAAGCAGCAGAGAUGAUCCUCAGAGUCGAUAACAUCAUCAAAGCAGCGCCCAGGAAGAGGGUUCCAGACCAUCAUCCCUGCUAGAGGAGUAUGAAGAGGAUCUGUUUUAUUUAUCAUUCUUAAUGUAACUCACAAGGUCCACUGUCAUUUUUUUAUCUGUUAAACAUCAACUGCAGCGAGCCCCUUAUGCCACCUUGUUCUUGACACUUAAAAUGUCUAGUCCUGGUGUGUAACGUAUGUAAACCAAGAAGUUGAACAAUGAUUGAAAAGUUCUCCGUACAAGGUCAACCUGUUUGCAGCCACUCUCUUCCAAAUGUCAACAUUUGCUUUUGUUUACUGGAAUAAAAUAAACUUGUGUUGAGCUG
Periophthalmus magnuspinnatus is the source of this 1979-nucleotide messenger RNA. RefSeq names its product chaperonin containing TCP1, subunit 2 (beta) (gene cct2). Gene Ontology annotation, molecular function: ATP-dependent protein folding chaperone; ATP hydrolysis activity; ATP binding. Lineage: Eukaryota; Metazoa; Chordata; Actinopteri; Gobiiformes; Gobiidae. The coding region runs from base 91 to 1698 and encodes 535 amino acids. The transcript is spliced from 16 exons. Gene Ontology annotation, biological process: protein folding. Gene Ontology annotation, cellular component: cytosol; chaperonin-containing T-complex. The record is from RefSeq and is a predicted model, not a curated record.